Messenger RNA from Erigeron canadensis, 345 nucleotides. RefSeq lists its product as uncharacterized. The record is from RefSeq and is a predicted model, not a curated record. The annotation marks the transcript as partial. NCBI's taxonomy places the organism in Eukaryota, Viridiplantae, Streptophyta, Magnoliopsida, Asterales, Asteraceae. Gene Ontology annotation, molecular function: calcium ion binding. The transcript has a single exon.
AUGGAAGAACUUUCUCAGAUAGCCAUGGCUUAUUACCAAGCUAGCUCAUGUGAUAUACAAAAGUUAGCUGAAGACUUCUUUGGAGCAAUGGACCAUGACGGGGAUGGCAAGAUAGACCAAAAAGAGUUCUUGGAGUUUAUGAGAGACGAAGGCUACGCUCAAAUGACAAGUCCAUCAUUCUUCAAACAACUGGACCUCGACGGAAACGGUACCCUUGACUUUUUCGAAGUCAUGACACUCUACUACAUAGUUAAGAGCGGAAGGCCGUUUUGUGAUUGCUGCAAGAAGUUUAUACCUUCUACAUAUCUAUCAUGUGUUGGGUGCUUGGAAAAUCCAAUUGGAGGA